Schistosoma spindalis is the source of this 2523-nucleotide messenger RNA. NCBI's taxonomy places the organism in Eukaryota, Metazoa, Platyhelminthes, Trematoda, Strigeidida, Schistosomatidae. The record is from the annotation of a GenBank genome assembly.
AUGUCAGCUUAUAUAAACGAAAAUCCCAUUUUAUCUGUAUUUAUUUCUAAGGGUGAAAAAAUGAUUUCUUCUGAAAAUGAAAAUAAAGAUAAUAACUUAUUCGAUGUGAAGUUACCCGCGAACAUAUUAUGGAAAACUCAUGAGCAUUUACCAGUUACCCAAUCUUCUCUCACAGAAUACUCUUCAAGUCAUAUAGAUAAUAUGACUGCUAUCACAGAUAUGACAAAUUCACACUUCAUACCAAGAUCUGAUAGUAUUCAUCAACCUAAUUUACCUGUACACAACGAUUUCAAUCCAAUUUAUCACUCGGAUGAAUUACAAAUACAUACAUCUAAAGAAUUUAAAGAGUUAUCUUCAAAUGAUGAACAUUUUCAAUCAUUAAUACCUUCUAGGUCUGUAUCAACACCAUAUUCAACAAUAGCCACAUCUUUAAAUGAACAAGAAGAGAAUAAAAAAAACUUUCCAGAGAAUUAUAAUUUACUAUCAAGUACCUAUUAUCAACAAUUUUUAUUAAAGCAUUACAACAGAAAUGUAACUGAUGAAGUUACUAAUUUAAUGGAUGAAAACUAUCGUAACUCAUUGAUUAUGUCAUCCUAUGUUCAUCGUUUACAAAAUUCAGAAAAUUUAGUUUCUACAAGUAAUAUCAAUAAUCCUUUUACUAGUACUAAUACCAUUACAACAACAACCGCUUCUACUUCUGUUACUAAUGUCACCAAUAUACAUGCUACUAAUUUCAAUACAAGUAGUAUAAGUUCAUCGAAUCAUAAUCAGUCAAUUCAUGAAAAUUAUGAAUUUAAUAGCAAUCCUACAAACUUGCAACAUCAUCAUCGUCAUCAUUAUGUUAACCCUGAUGAUACGAAUUUUCCUGGAAAUUUAAACAAGCAUUAUAAUCCAGGAAUGCAUGAGAAUUAUUUACCUUGGACAGAAUAUUGUAACAAUAGUGACUAUAACAUUGAUUAUUUGAAUAAUGAUCAUAAAAGUAGUGAUUACAUAACAGAAACUGAUUCAUUGAAAAAUGAACAGAAUUUCCUUGUAAAACAAUAUCAGAAUCAACAAUCCAAUUGGUUGAAUGAUAUACACACUUGGGUAAAUAAUAGAUUUUCACAUGAUAAUGUUAAUGAUGCAUUAAUGCCAACAAUUAUCAAUAAUGAUAAAAUUCCGCCUACAAUUAAUUCCACAUUCAGUUCACUUCAAAAUCAUCCUUGUUCAGUCGAUCAAUCUGUAUUUGAUACUGACAGCAAUAAUAAUAAUAACGUGAGUAGUCAAAACCAAUCAUUAAAUAUUCAAAUGAACGAUCCAUAUUGUUUUAUUACAAGAGCUGAAGAUAAAAAUAUCAAUCAAAACUCAAUUGAAUCAUAUUUAUAUUCAAAUCUUGAAACAGAUUGUAGACGAACAUUUCAUUCACCACUACCUAUCGGAGAGAGGUGUUUAAAUUUUAGUGGAAAUAAUUCGAAUUUUUGGUCAAAUAAUAUGUGUAAUUUAUUAAACACAACUGAUCGCUAUAAAUCAAUCUUAAUGGCCGCUGCUAGUGUGCAAUAUCCAACAUAUAAUCAUCAUCUUAACGAUAAUAAUAAUAAUAACUCAUCAGGACAAUCUGAAUAUGCAACACUCUAUGAAACAUUCCUUUCUGCUAACAAUAAUCCUAAUGGCUCCAUAGAUAUGAAUAUCGAACCGAAAUGUUCAGUGUUCACUAAUAAUCAAAUAGAUAAUGAAAGUAGAGUAAAUGCAUCGACAAAUAUACCUAAAAAUUUAUUUUCUCAAUCACCAUCCCCAUCAUCAACGUUAUCUGGUGAAACAAAAGUAUCAUUGAAUGUUGAACAUCCACUCAUUCCUCCAAGGUCUUCAGCAUUAUUAACGUUAAAUAAUAAUAAUAAUAAUAAUAAUAAUAAUAACAAUAAUAAUAAUUCCAAUACAAUUAAACGAUAUAUUGGUCGACCAACAUGUGAUUGUCCUAACUGUCAAGAAUUAGAUAAUUUAAAUUUAACAAAUCCAAAUAUAGCAAGUGAAUUAAGGCGAAAAAAUUUACAUAAUUGUCAUGUACCUGGUUGUGGUAAAGUCUACAAUAAAACAAGUCAUUUAAAAGCACAUUUAAGAUGGCACACAGGUGAACGUCCAUUUGUGUGUAAUUGGUUAUUAUGUGGCAAACGAUUUACACGUUCUGAUGAACUGCAACGUCAUUUACGUACACAUACUGGUGAAAAACGUUUUCUUUGUCCUAUUUGUCAUAAACGUUUUCUUCGAAGUGAUCAUUUAAAUAAACAUAUACGCACACAUUCUGAUUCUACAACAACAACAACCGUAAACGAAAAUAAUGAACAUAAUUUAAUUAAAUCAAUUGAUAAACAGUAUUUAACUAUUAAUACAACAAAUACUACCUCCACAACUACUAGUACUACUAAUACUACUAACACUUUUAUCAGUAGUAAUAUCAGUGAUAAUAAUAUUAAUACUGAUAGUCGUACACCUUUAAGCACUUCAUCUAAUCACAAUAUUGAAGAAAAUUUUAAUGAAUAUACUAUGUGA